AGAGUUUUUCUCUCUUUCUGUUGGGCGACUCGGCAUUUCGGAAAACCUUACAGGCAGAAGAAAUCUGAGUCGUCCUCCUUCUUGCUCAUGUCUGAUUCUACAGAGGACAACUCGUCUGCUUCCCCGGGCGAAGAUCCCCCGAGGAGGAAAUCAGUUACUUUUAGGCUCCCAGUCAGCAGCAGGUCUUGGGAUGAAGGGAUCACUAGCUACCAGCUCGAGGAAGACGAAGAGGAGGUGGUAGAUGAAGAGAGCGAAAUGCCUAUGGAUUCCCCAGUAGUAACACGUCCAAAUAGGCUCUUGGAUGAAGAUCGGUACUACAGGCGAGGUAGCAGUGGUACCAUUGAAAGCAGGGGAAUGAACAGGUCCCGAUCUGUCAUCAUACGAUUGCAAGUUCCACGGGGACAGCAGGCAUCAUCUCAAAGAGCUUUCCGUGGAGAAAGUGCCAAUGAAGACCAGUUCCGCGGCCGCUCUACAACAUAUUCCGGCCCCCCGACCUCCGGGGGGUCCUCCCCCUCGUCUUUUAGACGCGUCCCAAGCCCCAUGACCACCAGAGCCCCCCUGAGAGCCACCAGAGAGGGUCAACUUUCUCCAGUCACCUCAGAAGUUGAAGUUUCUCUUCCACCGGAGAAAGAAGGCGGUGCAGAAGGAGGUACCAGCGAUGAGGAGCUUCCUGAUUUGAGUCCAACUUUUGCUCGCAGCAACCCGCAUCUUUUCUCCUCUCGAAGGAAUUCGUUUCUCUACCAGUCGGAUAACGAGGACUCUCCCCCUCUCAUUGUGGCUAACAAUCCAAUGUCUAGAGCUUCCAGUAUCAGCAGUCACUUACAAGAAGAAGGAGCUUCACCAUUUGUCACUCCAUUUGCUCAGAUUUUGGCUACUCUUUACAGGAUCAGGGCUCAGUACAUAAAGCUGACACACCCACCGAUUUCAGAUCAUCGCCGAAGGAGCCGCGGGUCGGGUCUGGACGUGGUUCAUGAAGAAUCGGAGGAGCUCUCUCCAGAGGAGUAUCAAGCGCUGGCGCUGACUACUCUGGAUGAGCUUGACUGGUGUCUUCACCGACUUGAAACCGUCAACUCAGCUAAGAGCGUUGGGAACAUGGCUCAGGAUAAGUUCAAGAGGCUGCUCUCCAGGGAACUCUCUCACAUGAGCGAGAGGAGCAGGUCUGGUCAGUUUGUGGCAGAAUGGGUCAGCACUAUCACUGGAAAUGCUCAAGACCGAAGUGAUGAGAUAGACAAAGCGCUGGAAAGCUUGUCUGUAGUUGAUACCUCACUCGGUCUUGAAGUAGCUAAGACUAAAGGAAGGCUAUCUGCAGCUCGUUCAACAUCAGUCACUGAUCAAGUAGCAAGGUUUGGCGUAGUAAGUGUUUUCAAUGAAGAGAAAUUGCAGGCAUUUAUCAAUAAUAGUUUUCAUCGUUGGGAAUUUGACGCUUUUGAAUUGAACUUCCUCACCCUUGAGCAACCGCUGGUCGUGUGUGCUUAUACUAUAUUCACUCAUCGAGGACUAUUUGUUGAAUUCAAAAUGUCAAAAACCAACUUCCUUAACUUCAUGGUAGCUAUUGAAAAUACCUAUUGGAAGCAGAAUCCUUAUCAUAACUCUAUUCAUGCAGCUGACGUGAUGCAGGCAGUCAAUUAUUUACUUAACGCCACUGUACUUGAGAAUGUCUUCAGUCCACUUGAGAUCCUUGCUGUAUUGAUUGCAGCUGCCGUCCACGAUGUUGAUCAUCCCGGCACCACCAAUCAAUUCCUCAUCAAUUCAAACGACGAUCUGGCAAUCAUGUACAACGACGAAUCCAUCCUCGAGAACCACCACCUUGCUGUAGCCUUUAAGCUCCUCAACGAUCCUUCUUGUAAUUUCCUUGGCAACAUUGAGAAGGCUCAGAUGAAAGCUCUUAGAAAGGUCAUCAUUGAUACAGUCCUUGCUACAGAUAUGAGUAAGCAUUUUCAGCAUCUCGGCGAGCUUAAGACAAUGGUUGAGACGAAGAUGGUCACGAAUGGCGGAGUCCUCCAGGUGGAAAAGUAUUCCGAUAGAUCUGAACAUAAAGAUAUCAGAAAAGUUGGUGAAAAGCGCCAGUACUCUAGUUUGGAAAAAAAUAGUAUACUCCAGUGUCUGGUUCAUUGUGCUGAUCUGAGCAACACUGCUAAACCAGUAGAAAUAGCCAGUCAAUGGGCUCACAGGAUAAUGGAAGAGUCCUUCAAGCAAGGAGACCAGGAGAAGAAGCUUGGCCUUGAUAUCAGCCCUCUUGGUGACAGGGAUAAUGUCUCUAUUGAAAAAUGCCAGGUAACCUUCAUUGAUUACAUUGUGUUCCCAUUGUGGGAGACGUGGGGAGAGCUGGUCUACCCUGAUGCUCAGGUCAUCAUAGACCACCUCUCCAGGACCAGGGACUACUGGUACCAGAGGAGCCUUAAGAUAGAGGAGGAGGAGGGAGAAGAGAAAGAGAAGGAAGGAGCAAAGGAUGGGGCUGAAGGAGCUACUCCUGAAUUGCUGUCUCCUGAGGCUACUAAACAGAGGAGGUUAUCCUAUAAAACGGCAAAGAAUAACAUGAAACUCCACGAUAGCAUCAAAUAAAGUGUACACUAUUAAUCUAUUGUCCAUUGCUGCAGGUACUAAUGGAACUCAUCCUCAGCCUCUCAUACAAUACAUCAACGAUCACUAUGAAUAUUAAUUAACCCUCUAUAGACUGGUUUUUAAUAGUAGUCAUGUUAAAAGCCAUGUCGUGUGUAUAUGUCAUAUUAUUGUUGUCAUUAUGAACAUUAUUAUUUAAUUGUUGUUUAUUAA
Amphimedon queenslandica is the source of this 2772-nucleotide messenger RNA. RefSeq names its product cAMP-specific 3',5'-cyclic phosphodiesterase 4C-like. Gene Ontology annotation, molecular function: 3',5'-cyclic-nucleotide phosphodiesterase activity. Lineage: Eukaryota; Metazoa; Porifera; Demospongiae; Haplosclerida; Niphatidae. Gene Ontology annotation, biological process: signal transduction. Bases 88 to 2562 code for a protein of 824 amino acids. The record is from RefSeq and is a predicted model, not a curated record. The transcript has 16 exons.